AUGUCUGUUUCUAAAUUUAUUACACAAGAUAAUUAUAGUGGACUUCCGAUGCGAUUAGUAAAUAUUAUAAAUGGAAUUGAGAAUAUUCAUAAUACAGAAAUUAUUUAUCGAAGCCUUCAUAGUGGAAAUAUUCUAAUAAAUAAGUUUCCAGUAAUAUCUGAUUUUAGAUUAUGUAAAUCUUCAACAGAAAUAACAGAUGAAAUUUAUGGAAUCGUUCCUUAUGUUUCUCCAGAUGUUUUUAUAGGAAAAAAUAUACAACAGCUUCAGAUAUAUAUAGUUUUGUUUGAGAUAGCAUUCGACAUUAUUACAACUAUACUUAAAGGCUAUAAUAUAUUAAUGCAAAAAUGCUGGGAUUCUGAUUUGAAUAAAAGACCAAAUGCAUAUAAUAUACGAGAUGAAAUCAUUGAAAUGAUUAGUACUGAAGGGAAUAACUUUGAGAGAAAUCAUAAAAUUAUCGAAUAUUGGACCAGUCUUGAAUAA
Funneliformis geosporum is the source of this 480-nucleotide messenger RNA. The record is from the annotation of a GenBank genome assembly. Lineage: Eukaryota; Fungi; Glomeromycota; Glomeromycetes; Glomerales; Glomeraceae.